CGCGGGACGCGGCGCACGGGGGACAAGGCGACAGGGACGCGGAGAUGGCUGCGCGGAGACUGCCGGGGUCCGCCGUCUUCGCCGCCGCCGUCUUCGUGGGAGGCGCCGCGAGUUCGCCGCUGGUGGCCCCGGACAACGUGGGCAGCCGCACGUUGCACUCCAGAGCCGAGACGACCCCGUCACCCACCAACAACACCGGGAAUGGACACCCAGAGUACAUCGCCUAUGCCCUUGUCCCUGUGUUCUUCAUCAUGGGUCUCUUUGGAGUCCUCAUCUGCCACCUGCUUAAGAAGAAAGGCUACCGUUGCACAACAGAAGCUGAGCAAGACAUUGAAGAGGAAAAGGUGGAAAAGAUAGAGUUGAAUGACAGUAUCAAUGAAAACAGUGACACUGUGGGGCAGAUUGUCCACUACAUCAUGAAAAAUGAAGCAAAUGCUGAUGUCUUAAAGGCAAUGGUAGCAGACAACAGCCUGUGUGAUCCGGAAAGCCCCGUGAGCCCCAGCACUCCCGGGAGCCCGCCUGUGAGUCCUGGGCCCUUGUCACCAGGGGCCACCCCCGGCAAGCACGUCUGUGGCCACCAUCUGCACACAGUGGGCGGUGCCGUCGAGAGGGACGUGUGUCAACGGUGUCGGCACAAGCGAUGGCAUUUCACAAAGCCCACCAACAAGUCCAAAGAGAGCCGACCCAGGCGCCAAGGAGAAGUCACUGUCCUCUCUGUGGGCAGGUUCAGAGUCACAAAAGUGGAGCACAAGUCCAACCAGAAGGAGCGGAGAAGUUUGAUGUCAGUGAGUGGGGCCGAGGGCGUCAAUGGAGAGGUGCCUGCGACGCCUGUGAAGAGAGAACGCAGUGACACGGAGUAGCAGCAGUGACUUUUUUUGGAAGAGUUCUAAGAGACUGGAAACUCAGAGGAUGGCACAGUUGCCUCGGCCGUGUUUUUAUACAUUUUAUACCAUUUCUAUGAUGACGUCAGCAGACGUGAGAAUGAAGCCUACCCGGGAUAUUGUUGCUAUGCUGGAUGGAGAAGUCCGUUGGCUUUGUAACAGGUUUUCACCUGAAGUCUGUUGACAGUUACAUUUGCUGGGAAGGAAAGAGCUGAUUUUUUAUCUGCAUAACUGUCCCCAGCCAUCGCCCUGCCCAGGCCCCGAUCCCUGCCCGUGGUGUGUACACACUACAGUUUUUCCAUUCCGAUCACUGUGUACAGAGGAACUAGUUGUGUACAGUACUGUCUGAGCCUAUGCUUGGGGUGUGUGUGUGUGUGUGUGCACGCGCGCACUAUUCCCCAGCUCCUACCUGCCGUUUUAAUCCUAGUUUUAAGGUGAUCUUCAUAUGGACAAUGUAGCUGUUACAAACGAUCAGAGGUGACCCUUCAGUGGCAAAAGAUCCGUGGCAACAGUCCUGUCCAGCCCCAGGAGUGGAUUCCCUGAGAGAUCCUGGAUCCCUGGAUCCGGAGGGACCAGAUGCUGCACCUCGACACUCCCAGGUCCCUGUAGAAGGCCAGAAAUUGGAAUUUGGUUUUCUGUUUUUGUUUGAACUUUGAAUAAAGGGGGAAAAUCGCUAAAGCCACUGAAAAAAACUUCUGGUUUUGACAACCCCAGGCAAAAACAAAACAAACAAAAAAAGAAAUCUCACUCCUCACAGUAGGUGGGCUCCACACCUCCCUCCGGCAUGUUUUUCUUGGGGAACUGCUUAUUAUCUAAAGACUAUUGGUGGUCACUUUCUCUUUAGUCCUGGAAAAUCCUGCUCUUUGACACAAUUUAAAAAUUUUGGAGCUUGGUGUUUUAUGAAAACCCUGAAAGAAGCCGGAGGCAGAGACAGCAGCGUCGGUGUGAGAGCUGUCGGGGAAGGGGCAUGGGAGUCCCGUGACAGCGAAAUCUCCAGACUGGGCCCUGGUGCGUGCCUUGCGCCCUCUGAUCAUUUAGAAGAGAAAAUCUGGCUCCUGAAAGAGAAUUUUCAUGCAAAUAUACUUCAAAGUAUUUACUAUAAAUAGACUUAUUCGACUCCAUUUCUGGGAUUAAACUAAAAAUUUCUAACUUUUUAAAUGGUAGAUUCAAUUUCCCGUGAGUUCUUACUGACAACUAAUAAAUGGUGUGUGUGAUCCAUUCAUGUACACAGCAGAGGAGGAGAAAUCAGGAUGGAAAUACACUUCAUCGAGGUCCCCAAAAAUAGCGAUACGGAAAUUUUAGGGAUGUGUAUUAUUGUAAAUAAUAUUAGAUGCAGACUCUAGGCCAAUACUUUUACUUAAGAAACAAAACAAAAGGUGUAUUUUUUGCUUUGAAAAUACUAUGCCCUCAAAAUGGUGAGGGAUAAAAUGUAAAGGUAUUCUUCAGUUUUAAUUACUUCUUAAUUUUAUUCAAGCCGGAGCACUUUUUUUUUUUUUCUCCCUUGGAUAGCAAUACAGCAGGCAAGAGAAUACUCAGAAACAUUCAAAAUUGUAUUUAUACCAAGAGUACGUUUUCAGUAGUUGAGCCAUUUUUGUCUGGCUCGCUUCCAAAUAUGCCAAACAUUACGCCUUCGACAUUUGCCGCACAGAAGCCUUACACCGGGGUGUACUCCGUGAUGAGAGUCAGUGUGCCCAGAGUGUGCCACGGCUGCAUGGCCCGUGUUCCUCCCCCUCCAGGAGGCUCGGGGACUCACGACACAUGUCCUCUACACAACACUAAGGAUGCAGAGAGCCUCUGGGUGUAACCAAUGAGCCGGCCGCCACCUUCAUGGAAAACUUUGUAAAGGAAAAUUUUCACCGUUGCGAGUGUCAAAUGUAUUUUUAACUGUCUGGUUUGUACUUUUACGACUUUUGUACUACCAAAGCGGAGUUAAAAAUAAAAAUGUUAA
Lepus europaeus (European hare) is the source of this 2829-nucleotide messenger RNA. It is a transcript of the gene RELL1, whose product is annotated as RELT like 1. The coding region runs from base 45 to 860 and encodes 271 amino acids. Gene Ontology annotation, cellular component: plasma membrane. The record is from RefSeq and is a predicted model, not a curated record. Gene Ontology annotation, biological process: positive regulation of p38MAPK cascade. The transcript has 7 exons. NCBI's taxonomy places the organism in Eukaryota, Metazoa, Chordata, Mammalia, Lagomorpha, Leporidae.